AUGAACUCUGGGAUCAGUGCAACUACUCCCUUAUUUCUUCACAAUGAUGACGACUUUGUAUCGCCGACGAGAUCCCUUCAGAUCAAUUUUGAACAUUCAGAGGAAGGUAUGUUAGAGUUACCAGAGCAACAAUAUAAGUCAACAGCAGGACAUCGAAAGGAUCACUCAUCCAAAUCUUUAAGCAGCGUUAGUGACACGUCGUUUCAAACAGCGCCUUCGGCGCAUAUUGAGGUCAGGGCUGAUGCUGAAGACGAAGAAGAUCUAACGUUAAUGAGCAACAACGCAUUGACUGGUUUCCGGGGGUACCAGGAGGAAUUAGCCGAUAACACACCUGUCAUAGGACGUAAAUCGCCUACCGAAGAGGAUGUGAUGACGCCUAGAUGUAUUCGAGAUAACAACACGGAGAAAAGCCACGAAUCAGAGGGAGAUCGUGCGCUGCUUUACAAAGAACCAGAGACCGGUCUGGGAAUCAGCAAGAGAGAGAGUAGUAUCACGAUCAGCUCCUACAUUAAAACAGCAAAUUCGACAAAAAUAGUCUCCCCGACAUCGUCGCCUAUCAGAGCUAUACGAGCGUCUGCUAUUAUCAACAACCGCGCUGGAAGGAAGUUAUUGGACGGAGGCUUGCAGAAGGGAAACCCAGUAAGUAAUGACCAGUCAAACAGCGUUUCAAACAGCAAUACGUCAUUAGCUCCAGAUUUGGACAAACGACCAAUGGGGCUUUCGAAGGCUCCUACACUCAAGAAAAGCUCUGAAAUAAGUCUGCAUGACGACAGCUUCGCCUAUUUAUUCAUCAUUGCUAUUCAUUCCUUCAAUGCUGAGUCUUUGGAGAAUCCCGAAGAUGUUUCGAUAUGCCUAUCAUUCGAGAAAAAUGACAUUGCAUUUGUGCAUACAGUGGACGAAUCAGGAUGGGGUGAAGUUACAUUAAUCCGUAAUCGAAAACGAGGAUGGGUUCCUUUUAACUAUUUUUCUGACACUGUCAAGCCAACAGAAUCUUCACGUUCAGAUUUAAGCACAUAUGAUCUUAUAAAAUCAAGGCUUCCAUUGCAAGAGUUACUCUCAGCAUGUGCGAAAUUCCUGCUACAUCCUCAAGACACCCGUUUACCGGGCGCGAAAGAAGCGACUUUCAACGUGGAAUACAUAAACCAGAUCAGAGAUGGUGUGAAAACUGUUUUGGAGAUGACCGGCUGUGUUUCUCGAUCGAACGAUCUGGUUAAACAAAAGCCAGACCUGCGAAAGGCGAGGAAACUUUUACUUGCAAAUUGGUAUAAUUUGAUGAUCAAAGCAGAUUUCCACAAGCAUUCGACCAAUCCAGCCAACAUCCAGAAAUUGAUAGAUUUAACAUUUGAAGUGCUAAACAGAGCAUUCGAAUUCUUUAACAUUUGGUCGACGGAGACGACUGCUGCUAUCCAAAAUCCAGAGCAAAAAGCCGAAGAUGUACAGCAGGCCACAAAAUCUGCUCUAGUGCCAUCUGCAAGUGAUCUUCAAAUGCCACAUUUGACGAAACCUCCAACCGCCAUGGCGCGCUUGCAUGAGAUUUACGAUCUUUUGAUUCUGUAUGUUGGCUUGAUUCUAGGCCGAUUAGACUUGAUCGAACAUAACCCUAGCGGGGUGGAGGCACUGGAGUAUAUUGUUCAUCAAGUUAUCGUACUACUAAGGGAGCUAUUAUACAUCAACAAGUCCUGUUCUGCCAUAAUUCAAGAGAAGUUUCAAUAUGCUUACGAGAAUACUCUACACAAGAAUCUCGAUCCACUUUUCUCGUUAGUGUCGGAACUUGUUUCUUGCGUUAAAGCUUUGGUUACGGAAACUUUGAAAGAAGACUUUGGGCAUACAGCGAGACAUCUCUCGAUAAAGGAAGGGACUUACCACUAUACUGAUCAAGGCCAAAGAUUAUGCGAUGUUGUAGCUAAUAUGACCGGCCUGAUUUCGGAUUCUAUCAGCGGUUGCAGUAGCUACCUUCGCCUUAUCGGAGAUUUUCAGCUCUCUGCUGACAGACAAAAUUUAGAUUUUCAGAAGAUUAAGAUGACACCUGCAAAAUUCUUCCAGAGAUGCUCUGUGGGAUUAACAAAGCAUAUUGACAAGGGACUGCUAAAAGAGAAAUUCUUUGAAGCUGAAAGUGGCCGAGAUCCACGCUCAUGGAAAUCGGUUAGUAGAUAUUCUUGUAUCCGCUCGGGCAGUAUGGAUGAUCCUGGAAUCACGCGUCGCGGAACUCAGUUUUUACAGGACUAUUUGCAAGAUCAGAAGCCUUUUGGAAGGGACUCCACUUUCGAAGCCUUCAGACCAGAUGAAUUAGAGCAAGAAAAACAAGAUUCUAAGUGGGAUAAUAUCAAUGACAAACAACUAAUGCUUGACGAGCUUGUGUUUGAUAAUGAUGGUAACAUUGUUGCUGGAUCUCUCCGCGCUUUAGUAUACAAAUUGACUGAUGAGAUAGAUAAGCCAGAUGACUUCUUUAUCGCAACUUGCCUAUACAACUUCCGCUCUUUCGGUACUGCAAUAGACUUCAUUGAUUUGCUAAUUUCCCGCGCUGACUUAAAUGACAGCACUUCGCAAUUUGAUUGUUCGACAAGCAACGGACCAUACUCCUCAAGAUCUUCGAGAAUCAAAAAUAGAAGAAAACUUGUAUCUUUCAUAUUUCAGACUUGGAUGGAAAGUUUCUGGGAUUCUAGCACAGACUAUAAAGUAUUACCCACCAUGAUAAACUUUUUUAAUGAAGGUUUGUCGUUGCACUUGCCCAUAGAGUCUAAAAGACUCAUUGAGAUAGCUGCGAAAUUAUCAGCUUGGAAGCCCACCUCGAAGGCGUAUAAAAGGGGACAGAAAGUCCACCCUCAGCUGAAGCCUAAGAAAAUUCGAUCAAGGUGUAAUUCGAUCUACUCUGAUAUUUCAUCGAGUAGCUUGAGUAGUCGCCUCUCCGUGUUUUCUUUGGAUGAAAAAAUCAUUGAAGAGUACGAGCUAAAUCAUGUACAGCCACGCAGUGUUAGCUCCAUAUCGUUGCCGUUGCCGGUUCUUAACUUGGGAACUUCAUCUCUUCUCAGUAAGCGAAACGUACAAGACAUGGAGAGGUUGGUAAAUCGCUACAGAUCAAUGGUAGGAAAAUCGAUUCAAACAACCACACCGAAUGCUUUCGUGCCUAAAAGUGAACUCUCUCUUUUAAUCAUGGAAUGGAAUGAUCUUGUUAACAGAUGCAAGGAGGUUCCUAGGAAUUUGAUCCAUAAUGAUAUGAGUUUAGUCGACCUGAACGCUCUGGAGGUUGCGAAGCAGCUUACACUAAUCGAAUCACGGUUAUAUCUGAAUAUUCACUCUUUUGAGCUACUCGAUGACAAGCUUUUAGAGAAGAAUCUUGAUGAAAAAUCGUCUCCUAAUGUUACCACGCUUUUGGGCUUUACCAACAGAUUAUCCAAUUAUGUCUUCGAAACCAUUUUGAGUCCUCAAAUUUCGCUCAAAGCCCGCGUUUCACGGUUAAAAGUCUGGCUCAAAGUAGCUUUAUCGUGCUCUUAUUUCAGGAAUUAUAAUUCAGUCGCCUCAAUCAUGACUGCUCUUCAAAAUCAUGCUAUAACGAGAUUGAACACUAUCUGGACUGACCUGCGCAAGAAAGACAUUGAGCUUUAUGAAUAUCUUUCAAGAAUUGUCCACCCUAAUAACAACUUCAAGGUUUACAGAAAAAAAUUGAAAAGAUAUAUGAAAGAGGAUGCUGUGGGUACAUUAUCACAAGAUAGGUCCUCAGUGCCGGUUGUUCCUUUUUUCAAUUUAUUCUUACAGGAUCUUACCUUCAUCUCUGAAGGAAACAACACGUUUCGGAAUCCGGACUCCUUCAGGCCACAUAAACUGAUAAACCUUGAUAAAUUUUACAAGAUUACAAAGACUCUGAACAUUACAGCAUACUUCCAGGUUGAUUAUGAAGUGCAAGAAGAGCGAACCGAAAACUUAAGCUCCUUCUUUAAUUUGAACGACCAGGUUGAUGGUGAUACUAAAAGCAUUAAACCCAUUCCGUUGUUGCAAGAAUUUAUUCUUUAUGAGAUCUGGAGGGUCAACAUUUUAUACAAGGAAACCACUGACCGUGCAUAUCAAUUGAGCUUGCAGUUAUCUCCCAGAAAGUAA
Messenger RNA from Torulaspora globosa, 4092 nucleotides. RefSeq names its product Ras family guanine nucleotide exchange factor BUD5 (gene BUD5). The transcript has a single exon. Gene Ontology annotation, biological process: Ras protein signal transduction; positive regulation of GTPase activity. The record is from RefSeq and is a predicted model, not a curated record. Bases 1 to 4092 code for a protein of 1363 amino acids. NCBI's taxonomy places the organism in Eukaryota, Fungi, Ascomycota, Saccharomycetes, Saccharomycetales, Saccharomycetaceae. Gene Ontology annotation, molecular function: protein binding; guanyl-nucleotide exchange factor activity. Gene Ontology annotation, cellular component: plasma membrane.